UUGAAUAUGACAAGAUCUUUAACAAACCUAACGCCACGGAAGACUUGUUAUACACCCACGAAGGGAACCUGUCGCCGUAAAUUCGUGUUAUUUACGAAGGAAGUAGCUUUAGCCCGCUAACCAACUUACAAGAGCACUUUUAACUCUCGUUAUCCAAAGAUCAAAACUAAUAUACACAUCGGGAUCUACAACUGCGACGUGUUUUGUUUCCAGAGCUGACAUAAAAGAGAAAGGCACUGAAGUCAUGGAGGAAAUCAUCGGGGUCUGUGGUCUAGAAGCUAGAGGACUUGUUGAAGGGAGCAGUUCACCUCCGGAUGUUGAGACUGUGAGCUGUGAGGAGGAGAGAGGGGAGACGCCAGGAAGGGAGGACAGGACCCCUGACCCCCUCGAUGGGGAGUUGGACCCUAAUGCUGAGAAAACCAAGGACAAAAAAGCAUUUGGCAAAGAGGUUUUGUUGCUGAUGCAGGCGCUUCAUACUUUAGCCACCCCAGAAGAAAAACUCGCUGCACUUUGUAAGAAAUAUGCAGACCUGCUGGAGGAGAGUCGCAGCAUGCAAAAGCAGGUGAAAGUGUUGCAGAAGAAGCAGAACCAGGUGCUUAAAGAGAAGAUCCACCUGCAGAGCGAGCACAGCAAGGCCGUCCUGGCACGCAGCAAACUGGAGAGUCUAUGCAGGGAACUUCAGCGCCAUAACAAGACCUUAAAGGAGGAGAAUUCUCAGAGGUCCAGGGAUUAUGAAGAGCAGCGCAAGGAGGCGACGCUGCACUUCCAGAUGACACUCAAUGAGAUUGAGGCUCAGAUGGAGCAGCACAACGUGCACAACAGCAAGCUGCGGCAGGAGAACGUAGAGUUGGCUGAGAAACUCAAGAAGCUCAUCGAGCAGUACGAGCUCCGGGAGGAGCACAUUGACAAGGUGUUCAAACACAAGGAACUGCAACAGCAGCUGGUGGACGCUAAACUGCAGAGGACGGCUGAGCUGAUGCGAGAGGUGGACGAGAAACAGCAAAGAGAAAGAGAGUUUCUCCUGAAGGACGCGACCGAGUCCAGACAUAAAUGUGAGCUGAUGAAGGAGCAGGAGCAUCAGUUAAAGCAGCAGCUCACUCUGUACAUGGACAAGUUCGAGGAGUUUCAGACCACCCUCGCCAAGAGCAACGAGGUCUUCACCACUUUCAGACAGGAGAUGGAGAAAAUGACGAAGAAGAUCAAGAAGCUUGAGAAGGAGACCACGCUGUGGAGGACCAAAUGGGAGACCAACAACCAGACUCUGCUGCAGAUGGCAGAAGAGAAAACGGUGCGAGACAAGAAUUACACGGGCCUCCAAGGGAAACUGGAGCGUCUGGAGAAGCUUUGCAGGGCCCUCCAGAGAGAACGCAAUGACCUGAACCUAAAACUCCAGGCCCUUCAGGUCCCAGUGAAAGAUCCGGAGGAAGAAGGUACAGGGCCUCCUGACCCUCAGCCGCAGGGGCUAAACCCAGAGAUGGAGAGAGAUACAGAGGGUUUGGUUCCUCAAACAGAGAAACUCGGGCUUCAGCCGGAGGAAGAGGGCAUCAUAUCAUCCACACAACUCACUGACGACUGAUCCUGGCCUUCUGCUGGCAUUUCUUUUUCUUUCUUUUUGUGGAGGUAUAUAUUUUUGUCUAAAAAUGAUCAUUAAAAAAACUUGAGGAAAAGGCAGGACAUUAGUGAAGAUGCUAACUGCUCUAUACGCUUUGUGGAAAGCACUUUUUACUCCCUGUUUUCUAUCACAUUCUAUUUUGGUAGGAAAUGUUCAUGUGGUCCAAGACGGCCGCCAUGCAGCUUUGUUUCGUACAUUGUUCUUUUUCCUUCCCCCUAUUCUCUGCUCAGCUUUGCUGUGCUUGUACGCUUUUCGUUCCUCUUGAAUAAAAUGUAGAUCUUCGCUCUGACCUCUAGAAUCUGAAUAAAACAUUUUGGAUGCAUAUAA
This is a messenger RNA of Carassius carassius (crucian carp), 1939 nucleotides long. Its product is annotated as gamma-taxilin-like. The transcript has 9 exons. The record is from RefSeq and is a predicted model, not a curated record. Bases 245 to 1576 code for a protein of 443 amino acids. Gene Ontology annotation, molecular function: syntaxin binding. Gene Ontology annotation, biological process: regulation of cell cycle. Lineage: Eukaryota; Metazoa; Chordata; Actinopteri; Cypriniformes; Cyprinidae.